CCUAGCACUCCCGCCGCGGUUCCGCCCCCCUCCAACCUCCCCGCUGCGCGCUUCUCCCGGAAGCGCCUACUGGGGCCGCAGGCUUGGCCAUGGCCUCUCUCCGGGACUUGGUGCGCGAUUGGCACCGUGGCGUACAAGCCGUAGAGCGCGAGGACUGGGGCAGCGCCUUGUGCCUCUUCUCACGCGUUCCGGCACCUCCCGCCAGGAUGUGCUUCAAUAUGGGGUGCGUGCACCUGCUGGCCGGUGACCCGGAGGCCGCGCUGCGGGCAUUUGACCGAGCAGUGACCCAUGAUGCCUGCAUGGCUGUCGGCUUCUUCCAGCGAGGAGUGGCCAAUUUCCAACUGGAGAGGUUCCAAGAGGCUCUGUCCGACUUCCGGGACGCCCUGGCCCAGCUGAGGGACAACGCUGCCAUCGACUACACACAGCUGGGGCUGCGGUUUAGGCUUCGGGCCUGGGAGGUGCUGUAUAAUGUGGCGGCAACACAGUGCCAGCUGGGGCUUUGGACUGAGGCCUAUGACAGCCUAGUGGAGGCCAUGUCUAAGUGGCCAGAGCAGGCCCAGGAUAGCCUGGAUGCUGCCCUGGACCAAGUACAGAAACAGGCCUCCCUGCAGCCUCAGCAGGUUCCCAGAGGUGAGGUCUUCCGGCCUCGCCGGCAGCACCUGGAGCAUCUGCAGCCUGUGGACUUCCUGGGCAAGGCCAAGGUGGUGGCCUCUGCCUUCCCUGAAGACCAGUGCUCAGGUGUCUGUCCUCAGCACCCUGAGAACAAAGGCCCUUCCUCCUCCCCCAGGACCAGAGUUAUAGACCCCCAAAGAGCAGGCAUCCACCACAGCCCACUCAAUGCAGGGACGGAGGCUGGUCCUGACCAAGCAGGGCAGGCUGACCACUGCACGUCGGUCUCCCGUCAGGAAGAGAGGUCCCAUAUGGAGCAAGUUGGAAGACGGGCUCCUCCAUGCGCAGGGUUGCUGGCAUGUGGGGGGCCUAGCCCCGGUCCUGCUGAGGACCUAGAAGGUGCUGGGGGAACAGCCACCAGCAUUCCUGAGCCCUGGGUGACCAUCACUGUGCAGUGUGCCUUCACUGUGGCCCUGGAGGCCCAGAGGGGAGCUGACCUGUCCAGCCUGCGAGCACUGCUGGGGCAGGCCCUCACUCGCCAUGCCCAGCUGGGGCAGCUCAGCUACCAAGCCCCUGGCGAGCAUGGGCACUGGGUCCCCAUCUCCGGGGAGGAGGCACUCCAGAGUCUAUGGCUGGAUUCGGACACUGUCCCCAGAGGGCUGCAGCUUCAGUGUCAGGGGGCAGGGGGACGGCCUGUCCUCUACCAGGUAGUGGCCCAACACAGCUAUGCAGCCCAGGGACCCGAGGACCUGGACUUCCAGCAGGGAGACACAGUGGACGUGCUGUGUGAAGUGGACACGGCCUGGCUGGAAGGCCACAGGGAUGGCCGCAUCGGCAUCUUCCCCAAGUGCUUCGUGGCCCCUGCCACUCGUCGCCUGUGAGGAUCCUGCCUGCCCCUGGGCCCAGCAGGGAGGAUCAGCCCCAGGAAAUCCUGUGUCCAGGAGGUUUUAAUAAAAACACUCCCACAUGA
Molecule: messenger RNA, 1579 nt
Organism: Otolemur garnettii (small-eared galago)
Lineage: Eukaryota; Metazoa; Chordata; Mammalia; Primates; Galagidae
Gene: NOXA1
Product: NADPH oxidase activator 1
Exons: 13
Coding region: 90-1490 (466 amino acids)
Biological process (GO): superoxide anion generation
Molecular function (GO): superoxide-generating NADPH oxidase activator activity; protein binding
Source: RefSeq, a predicted model, not a curated record